AAGAGUUGAGGAGAGAAAAAUUUAAAGCAUAAUCAUGCAUAAUUGAGUGGUUAGGUUCUGUUAUUGUCAAAAGAUUCUUCCCAUUUAUAUGUUGAAUUUUUUAAGACCAAUGAAAAUGUUGAGGCUUGACCUACACACAUGUUUUUGGUCUCUAAAUGCAAGUUCCAGGUUCUAUCUACUCCAGUUUUCAGACAUUGACAUGUUCUGUCUACUUAUUGUAUUGGAUUAACAUACAUGUGAUAUCUGAAGUUUGACCCAGGCCAACUAUAUAUAUAUAAUAUAUAGUAGAAUAAGAAAGAAGAUCUAUUUGCCAGGCUGGAUUGUCUCCAUAGAAGUGGAAUUUCGUUAGAAUCACUCACUGAACCACUCUCUCUAAUUCUGUGACCAAUGCAAGUUUAACUGAUUGCUUGCCUGCUCCUCUUGACAUUCAUCAUUAAUUUUGAUAUCAGUCCUUUAAUUUAUCUUAUGCAUGGAUCUAAACUUUGUUCUCACUUUUAUCAUCUCUACAUGUAUAUAUUCAUUUCCUGUGAUGCAUGCAGAAGCAGCACUAUACUCACCAUACUCUCUUCUAAGAGUAACUAGCUAUUAGUCCAUCAUUAGAUAUAUAUAUACACACUAAAGAUCCCUCUUGGCAAACAAAUAAUGCAAUACAUGACAAGGAAAAUUCUUGCUUGAUGGACUGCAAACCAAGUAUCAGUGACAAGAAAACACUGAAGCGGUGGUUUUUCAUAGACAAGAGGGUUGGCUAAAUAAAAAACAAGCAGCCACAGGAAAAAAGAAAAAGAAUAAUAAAAAUAUCAGAAGCUAAUAUCAUCAUCAUCAUCAUCAUCAUCAUCAUCAUCAUCACUUGUUGUUUGUGAAUAUAUUUUAUUUUAUAUAAAUAAUGGGGCCAAUGGACUUGAAUUCGAGCCAUGUUUCUCCUGUUCUUACGGAUUCUGUACCUGUGAACAAAUCAAGACUAGGAAUCCAUUCUAGUCUGCUAACAUAUUCCCAGCAAGAUUCAUCUUCACCGCACUCCGCAGGACCCGCCACGGCGGGGAAGCUGCCGAGAACGGGUUCAAGAAAGAGUGCUGCAGGGAGCAUUGAUGAUGUCCGGUUCAAUGGGUGGUUGGACGCCAUGAAGGCAUCUUCCCCUCCCAGGAAGAAGCUUCUUAAAGGAUCCAUGAUUAAUGCUCUGCUUCCUUCCAAUAUUGAAUAUGACAACGAAGACUACCAUAUAUUGACCGUUGAUUACCCUUCUGCACUAGAAUGUUUCGAGAAAAUCAUAGAGCGUGCCAAGAAUAACAAGGUUGCAGUGUUUCUAGAUUACGAUGGCACUCUUUCUCCAAUUGUAGAUGACCCUGACUGUGCCUUUAUGUCCGAACCUAUGCGUGAGACUGUGAGGAGCGUGGCAAGGUGUUUCCCCACAGCAAUUAUCAGUGGAAGAAGUCGUGACCAGGUGUAUGAUUUGGUUAAACUAACAGAACUGUACUAUGCGGGUAGUCAUGGAAUGGACAUAAUUGGGCCUUUUCGCCAUAAUGUGUCCAAUAAACUUCCAAAUUGUGUCAAUUCUACUGACCAUCAGGGAAAUCAGAUAACUCUCUUUCAACCUGCUACACAAUUCCUCCCUAUCAUUGACGAGGUUUUUAGAACCCUCGUUGAGAUUACUAAAGAUAUAAGCGGUGCAAAAGUUGAAAACCACAAGUUUUGUGUUUCUGUACAUUAUCGUAACGUACAAGAGAACAAUUGGACAAUUAUAGGACAACGUGUCCAUGAUAUCUUGAAAAAUUUCCCUGGUUUGCGUUCAACUCAUGGACGGAAGGUUUUAGAGGUUCGUCCAGUGAUUGACUGGAACAAAGGGAAAGCGGUUGAAUUUUUAAUGGAAUCUCUUGAUUUAAAUGAUAAUGAUGAUGUACUUCCUAUCUACAUUGGAGAUGAUAAAACCGAUGAAGAUGCUUUUAAGAUUCUGCGUGAAAGCAAUCGUGGUUGUGGGAUUUUAGUGUCUUCAGUGAAAAAAGAAAGCAAUGCCUCAUACUCUCUAAGAGACCCCAAUGAGGUCAUGGAAUUUCUUCAACUCCUGGUUAGGUGGAAAGAGAGAGAAGAAACCAACCAUUUCAACAAGCAAAUUAAAGUCAAAGUAUAGUAUCCAUUUGUCUUUUCCUUUCUUUUUUUGGGCGAUGAAAAUAGAUUUUAUUUUGGCCUUGGUAUCGCAUCGAUUUUGUUGAUAUGGUGAUAUAUAUUCCAUUCCCCCUUGUUAAUUCUUAAAUAAGUUGUGCGGGCUAUUCAUUUUAAGCUGUAAAUUAUUUCAAUUGUUGUUAUUAUAAUAAGAGAAAU
Messenger RNA from Arachis stenosperma, 2313 nucleotides. RefSeq names its product probable trehalose-phosphate phosphatase F. Gene Ontology annotation, molecular function: trehalose-phosphatase activity. The coding region runs from base 884 to 2122 and encodes 412 amino acids. Gene Ontology annotation, biological process: trehalose biosynthetic process. The record is from RefSeq and is a predicted model, not a curated record. The transcript has 11 exons. Lineage: Eukaryota; Viridiplantae; Streptophyta; Magnoliopsida; Fabales; Fabaceae.